Molecule: messenger RNA, 3296 nt
Organism: Acipenser ruthenus (sterlet)
Lineage: Eukaryota; Metazoa; Chordata; Actinopteri; Acipenseriformes; Acipenseridae
Product: OX-2 membrane glycoprotein
Exons: 7
Coding region: 95-1207 (370 amino acids)
Molecular function (GO): cell-cell adhesion mediator activity
Source: RefSeq, a predicted model, not a curated record
GCGGGACAUUUAUACAUCAAUUCCAAAACAUGGCUCUGUCCUGCUGUAAGGGUUUUGCUUUCUUAGCAGUCUUCACGUUUACAGAAAGCUGAUCAUGUUCACAAAGCAUAAAGGAACGCUUGGAGUUUCACACUACUUGAUUGUGUCAUUGAUUUUGGUAUCCCAGUUACAAGCUAAAGUGAUAACACAGGGGAACAUGACCGCAAUCCUGGACCAACCUCUUACCAUCAGAUGUAAUGUGACCAUAGAAACUGGAACGGUAGUAAAACAGAUCAGAUGGCAGAAAAACCCAGACGAGAGCAUUGCUUCAAACAACCAGAACAACAAUGCAGUGGUCAGUGAAGAAUAUCGUGACCGAGUAAAUAUAUCCCUCUACAGACCACAGACGAGUUCAAUUACUUUCAACCAUAUAACAGUUACCGAUGAGGGGUGCUACACGUGCUUAUUUGAUACCUACCCUGAAGGGGAGCAUCAUGAGCAGACAUGCAUCAGUAUAACUGUUCAGGUUAAGACUGAAGGAAAUGUGACAGCAGAAGUGGGCCAGCCUGUUACCUUGAAGUGUUAUUAUGGGAUACCCAAGAGUGUUCACCAGGUCAGGUGGAAAGUGUUGCAAAACAACAAACUUGAGGACCUGGCUUCAUACAAUAUAAGAUUUGGAGAUGAUAUCAAAGAUAAAUUUAAAGAUCGAUUCAGUAUUAAUCCUGGACUAAGCAGCGCUGCUAUUUCUAUAAAAACAGUAACACUACGUGAUGAAACAUGUUACAUCUGCGAAUUUGAUACCUUUCCUCAUGGAGUGAUGAACGGGAGUACAUGCUUGACUGUAUAUGUUUUGCCUAAACCAAAACUACACCUUAAACGUUUACAAGAUGGAAUCCAAGCCAACUGCACAGCCUCUGCUAAACCAGCACCUGAUAUUACAUGGAAUAUUGCAGGAAGAAAUAACACUGAAAACGUCACCACUACCAGUGAAAUGCUUCCAACUGGGAUCACAUUGGUGGUUAGCAGCUUGUUUGUACAGACCAAUGUUUCUGAAGAUGAUAUCAUUUGCAUGGUCCGACACCCAGGUCUGGAGAGUCCGAUCACAGUGUCUAUGAGUGAUCAAGGAGCAGGUGGCAGGAAUAUUCUCAUAGCCGUGAUGGUUUGCACAGCAUUACUAGUCUUCUGUUUGUGUGUAUGUUUGUGGAGAUGUCUAGUACAUAAGGACUGAUGACUGAUGGAUGAUUACUGAAGGCAGCUACAAAAGGAAAUACACUACUGCUGGCACAUAGAAGGAAAAAAAUAUGUCACCCAUAUGUCACAUAUUUCUGGAUAAUUACAGUUGGUCAUAUUCAGUUAAUUCAGUCCCAGAUAUGGGACUAUCUCAUAUAUAAAACAGAAAUUUCUCAUUAUAUAUCACUUUGUUUGUAAAAUUCUGCCUAUAUAUAAUCUAAAUACACUACUAGAAAUAAGCCAUGUGGUGGUGCCCAGUGUGUGAUUUUAGGGUUAGAAAUUGCAGUAACAAAAAGUAUAAUAUUUAAGCAUUUUGGGACUGCCCCAACCAGGUUAACCUUUCCAUACUACUAGUACUUCAUAUUUUGGCCGCAUACAUUUCCAGUUCCAAUUACUGAUUGUUCUAAUACCACAAGUAUUUAUUCUAGAUCCUUCACAACAGUAACAUUAAGGAAGGUUUCUUUAGUUUCUCACUAAGUACUAGUGGACCUUACACAAUCUUACACAAUCUUAGUUGUUCUGGCUUGGUGUUUGUCUUUUAUUCACAGGUUCUUGGAAUCCAUUGUAAUAAACCCAUGGUAACAUGUUAUCAACAUUAUGCAAGAAAACAAACAAAUUAAAUAAUGUAUAAUUAUCUUUUACGGCAAUACAGUAAAUAGUAUAUUAUAUCUGAAGUUGGUGGGUCAGGUUUUUUUUUUUUCAUUACUUUUUUGGAUUUGUUGUCUUGUUCAGUUAACAAACACAGACAUUUGCAUGACAAAAAUGUGAAGCUUGUGUUUUAACUGAAAUAAUUAUAUUACCAGAGUAUUUUGGAUAUUAUAAACUCAAGACUCACUUGUUUAGACUGCACUUGUAGAUCUCUUGAUCUACCCAUAUGCACUGGACUUGAGCACCACAUUACUGGAUCCUCAGCUGAUGCACUAUCCUUGCACUAUUGCACUACUAAUAUGUAAUUGUAGAUAUAACUUGUUGUAAUCCUAACUUGUUGCAUCCUAGUUCAUAUUGUAUUUUAGUAGUAUCAUUUGCACUUACUGUAAACUAUACUGUAUUUAGUGGGGCUUGCAAAGCAAGAGUCCCCACUUUAAAUCUUCGACAUACUUCUUCUUCUUCUUAUUUUUUGGCACGCUACUCCUCUUACACCAUUUAAGCUACAAACGCCGUUCAAACUUUACAAUGUGUAGACCAGUCUGGAAUAGUGUGCUUGUAUACAACUUUCUGAUAUAUAUUAUACUUUUUAAACUAUUAAGCUUUUUGUCCUUUUUUGUCCAUCUUCAUUCACUUUGAUGGAAUUUUUUUCAACAUUCUAAAGCUCCCCUUUGUUUAAAAACUCCCAGACUUCCAACAUUCUGUUUACUGUCAAUGAUGUAACUUUUGACACAAAUCAGCUACUUUGACCACUUUCCCAACAAGCAAGACAAAAAGUUAUAUGGAAUCUUCCUCUACUUCUCAGCUAUUUGAAUAUGAAAUCAAAACAGGAAUGGCGUCUACCAAUCAAGAGGUACAGCUGUAACCGCAUCAGCUUCUUUCAGUAGGCUACUUCCCACUGUUGAAUUAACUGUCAUAGAACUUUGAGAAAUUUCAAAUUCUAGCACAUUCUAAGCAUGAGACAAUUAUUAAACAAUGUGACUUUUGACACAAAUCAGCUACUUUGACCACUUUCCCAAUAAAGCAAGCCCCACAACUUUACUUGUAAAGUUAUCAUCUAGUUAAAUAUUAAUCUUGCAUUGUGGCCCUUUACUGCCCUGUAACACCUAUACUGCCCUGUAACACCUAUACUGCCCUGUAACACCUAUACUGCCCUGUAACAACUAUACUGCCCUGUGUUCAUAAAUGUGCUAUUUCUACCAACACGUUUUAACAGAGUUUGGAAUAAUAAUAAAUCAAAGAUAUCACUGUGAGUCCAGUUUACAGGAACUGGAUUUUGGCCCAAGAAUCUUUUUUCUUUUCCCUUCAUUUUUACAAAACCCAUUCUCGACUCUGUUCCUAUGAAUAAUAAUAAUAAUAAUAAAAAAAUCGGUCUAUACGCUUUCAAUAGGCUUCCCUUAUAAAAACAAACAAAACACUAACACUUACUACACUACACUAUA